Messenger RNA from Morus notabilis, 696 nucleotides. RefSeq lists its product as uncharacterized. The record is from RefSeq and is a predicted model, not a curated record. Lineage: Eukaryota; Viridiplantae; Streptophyta; Magnoliopsida; Rosales; Moraceae. The coding region runs from base 115 to 696 and encodes 193 amino acids. The transcript has 4 exons.
UAAUUACCACUUCUUUCUCUAUUAUAUUUAUAAUCACCGAGCUCUUUGUAAUUUUGCAGUGUCAUCUGCAGAUUUACAAGGGGUUGAGAUUGAUAGCUUUUUAUUCCAAGCACCAUGGCCUUCACCGCGAUACAAAUGGCUCUCUUUGUUACCAUCCUCGGUUUUAUAUCAUUCGUUUUUGGAAUUCUCGCUGAAAAUAAGAAGCUUCAAUCAGGAACCCCAAUUGAAGGAAAAGAUGUAGUUAUAUGUAGUUAUCCUUCAAAUCCUUUUGUGGCUUUGGGAUAUCUGUCCUUUGCCUUUCUUAUUGCCUCAACCGUGGUUGGUUAUCUUUCAUUGUUUUACCCUUACAAAGGAAAGUCAAUUCCACAAUCAAUCCUCUUCAAGAACACAUCAUUUCUUGUAUUCUUCAACAUUGCUCUGUUCACAGCUGGGUUAGGGGCAGCACUAACACUGUGGCCAACAUUUGAUGAGCAACAUCACCAGAAGAACAAAGUUUAUCCCAGUUCCACCUCAGAGUGCCCCACUGCAAAGACAGGUCUUUUGGGUGGUGCUGCUUUUGUGUCCCUUGAUUCCUCACUCUUCUGGCUUGUUGCCCUCAUGCUUGCAAGCAAUGUGAGAGAUGACUAUUUUGGUGACACAGAAAAUGAGUAUGACCCACAUGUGAGCCAAGGCAGCCAGGUCACAACAGCUCCCUAG